Suillus paluster is the source of this 1209-nucleotide messenger RNA. RefSeq lists its product as uncharacterized. The coding region runs from base 1 to 1209 and encodes 402 amino acids. The transcript has 2 exons. The record is from RefSeq and is a predicted model, not a curated record. Lineage: Eukaryota; Fungi; Basidiomycota; Agaricomycetes; Boletales; Suillaceae.
AUGGACAUCUACGACCAGUCAAAUCUCGCAGAAUUCUGCAAUUGUUCCCUUGUGAGCAAAUUUUGGCUACAUGCAGCCCGAGCGCAUCUAUGGAGACACGUGCGACUCGGAGGUGGACGAAGGGGGAAUAGAUUCGUCGAUUUAUUGCAACGUUACACCUUAGGGCGUGGGUCCACACUACCAAGUUUUGCCCCGUACGUCAAAGACCUCUUCAUUCGCGAAUCGCGAGGAGGUUUGUCAUGGGACCCGAAAUGGCUUAACGCAGCCUUGCCUACCCUAGCCGGGUCGCUCCUCAAUAUCCACUCUCUCGAAGCUGAGCGCAUCACCUGGGAGUACCUGUCGUCCAAGUCUCGAGACGCGUUCAUCAAGGGAUUCAAGGGUGUACGGAAGCUUGCACUGCGGGUGUGCGAUUUCAGGACGACGCUGGAUAUGAUCAGAUUUAUUGGAGAAUUUGAAGAUGUAGAAGCGCUCGCGCUGGACGGGGUGCGCUGCGAGUGGGACAAUAUACCUGCGGAGUUGCUUGGAUCUAGAGCAGGUGAUAGAGGUGUUCCUAAGCCACCAAGAAGACUAAGGGAGCUCGCGAUGCGGGGAGCACGUACCCGGCAGGUAUUGGAGUGGAUACGGGCGGUGAUGAAGCACGUUGGAGGGCCUGUAACAGUGGAAGUGUUGAGGCUCGGCGCGUUGGGUGUCAAGAGUGCCCCGGCCGCAGGGAAAUUCUUGAAGGCGCUGGGCACAAGUUUGAAAGAGCUUCAUCUCGGGUUUGAUGCUGCAUUCAUAGACGAAGGAGACGAGAUUGUAUCCCACAUCGACCUCAGCCACAACAUCGGUUUGAGAGAGAUGCAUGUGUAUGGACUCGUUAUUCCUUCCUUGCCACCUCCAGAUCCAUCGGACCUCGAUCCUCCCCCUCCACCGCCGCAGUUGAUGCCGCUCACUGCCCUCCUCGAUCGUGUGCGCGCACCAUUGCGAGCUCUCUCGCUCGCAUUGCACCCUGCUGAUCUGUACGCACUUUCAUCGAUGGACUUUGCAGGGCUGGCUCACGUAUUCGACGGCGACUCGUGGACAAGUCUCGAGGAUAUACAAGUCGUGGUAGCGAAUGAAGACGAUGGAAUGAUGGGCGGGAUUGUCAAUCAGAGACUGGAAGGACUAUUCGAGAGGGGCGUGCUAAGGGUUAAUGUAGGUUUUGAUGACAGGGAAGUCGUAUUGAUUUGA